AAUUACUUUAUUGAACAAUGAGUGCCCCAAACAAUGUCCCGCACAUCGAUCGCGAGUUAGAUUUAUCUAAUACUGGGCGAGGAGUGUGGCUUGUAAAAGUACCUAAAUACAUUGCAAAUAAAUGGGAAAAGGCUCCUGGAAACAUUGAAGUAGGCAAGUUGAAGAUAUCGCGCGUGCCUGGUCAACGAGCUCAGGUGCAGCUCUCGCUGUCUGAAGCUGUAUUGUGUUUGAAAGACCCCGGUGAACAGAGCAUACCGAAAGAACACCGCCUUGACGUGUCAACUGUUACUCGACAGUCUUUGGGGGUGUUUUCUCAUGUUGUUCCAUCAAACACUGAUGCAGUGGUUCCAGAGUCAGAAAAGCUUUACAUGGAAGGGCGGAUAGUUCAAAAGCUAGAAUGUAGGCCAUAUGCUGAUAAUACAUACUACAGACUUAAAUCAGAAUCCAUAAGAAAAGCUUCAAUGCCUCAACGUCAAGUACAACAGUUGGACGGAAUUGUGCAAUGCUUCAAACCCGUGUCUGAUCAUCCACAUAAUAUAGACUAUCAAGGACGCAAAAAGGCAGAAGGUAAGAAAGCUCGUGAUGACAAAGAUGCAGUUCUCAACAUGCUGUUUGCUGCAUUUGAAAAGCAUCAGUACUACAAUAUCAAGGACUUGCAAAAGAUUACAAGGCAGCCUAUAGUGUACCUGAAGGAGAUAUUGAAAGAGGUAUGUAACUACAACUUGAAGAAUCCACACAAGAACAUGUGGGAGCUCAAACCGGAAUACAGACAUUAUAAGCAAGAAACCCCUGUAGAGGCUAAGGAAGAUAAGAAUAGUUCUGAUAGUGAGUAAAUUAUUAAAGUAUGUCUUUUAUGUGUCGUGUUUUCCCCCUGUACUAUGUCAAUUUAGUCUACCUCACAAAAGUAUAUAUAUUUCUUAACUGGAUCAAGUGUGGGACAUAUCAAACAGUGUCAGGGCCGUAUCAUGGAGAAACAUUUGGUAGGGUUGACCAAUGUUGAGAUUGACUGGAGAUGUUUCUUUAGAAGUGCAUAGUUGAGGUGGUAGUGAAAUUGUAAGUAAUAUAUUUUUAUAUUUUGUCAUGUCCUUUAAUAAUUAGAAGAGGGGAUACAUGCUGUAGACACACAUACACCUGAUUUGAAUUUGGUGCAUGUAGAUCAUAGAUUAUUAUAUUACAUAUUAGCAAUAAUGUAUAUUUGGUGUAAUUUUGCAUUGCAA
Molecule: messenger RNA, 1217 nt
Organism: Hyposmocoma kahamanoa
Lineage: Eukaryota; Metazoa; Arthropoda; Insecta; Lepidoptera; Cosmopterigidae
Gene: TfIIFbeta
Product: general transcription factor IIF subunit 2
Exons: 4
Coding region: 18-833 (271 amino acids)
Biological process (GO): transcription by RNA polymerase II; transcription initiation at RNA polymerase II promoter
Cellular component (GO): transcription factor TFIIF complex
Source: RefSeq, a predicted model, not a curated record